ACGCUGUCCUUUUCUUUUAUUUUACCGUUAACACUUAACAACAACAAAGAAUAAUAUGAAUAUCUGAGUUUGUCAUAAAUUAAAAAAAUAAAAAUAAUAAUCAUUCAUUUUCCUUUCAAUCUCACUACUUGUCAUAACUUAGGUCCAAAAAUGGAACUAAGCCGCAUCCCACAAAGCUAAAAAUUCAUCAUUUAACAAAAAUAAUGAACAAAGAGUUUUUUUUUCCUCUACCAAACCCCACAUACUCUUUCUUCUGAGACAUUCAAAGAACAUUAACAGAAUCUCACUUCAAAUCAACUACUCUUAACAUCCUCUUUCUCUCCAAUUUCCUUCCAGAUCCAUCCUUAGAAGAAUCUCCAAACCAAACAAAACACAAUGCAACAAAUCUAUAACAAUAAUCCUAACAACAAACAACAACCUCAAAUCUCUGAAAUGUUUCAGAAAUUCGCACUCGCUUUCAAAACCAAAACCUUCGAAUUCUUCGCCGACGAAGACGAAGACAACAACAACAACAACAACCUCGAUGAUUCCGACGGUUUCUCUCUCCUUGAUUCCACCGAAGAAAUCAUCACCGACCAAAAAGUCAUCAUCAUCAAACCCGAUCCAAACCCUUCUUACAUAACCGAUUCACCACCCAAAACGACGCCGUCAAGGGAAUUACUCAACCAAACGACGCCGUCAAGGGAAUUACUCAACCAAACAACGCCGUUGGUUACUCCGAACCAAUUACCCAGCGAAACGACGCCGUCGGUUACUCCGAACCAAUUACCCAACGAAACAACGCCGUCAGUUAUUCCAAACCAGUUACUCAAUGAAACGGCGCCGUCAAGGCAAUUACUGACUGAAACCACGUCGCAUGAUCUAAUCUCAUCGAUUUUCGCGGCGGUUUCGGCUUUUGAAGCUUCAUAUUUUCAAUUACAGAGCGCACAUGUUCCUUUUGUUGAAGAGAAUGUGAAAACUACUGAUAAAGUUCUUGUUUCUCAGCUUCAGAGACUUUCAGAAUUCAAGAAAUUUUAUUGUAACCCUAAUUUGUAUUCUAAUUUUCCUUUUGGUUCUUCGUUGGAAGCUGAAGUGGAAGAGAAUCAGAGUAAGUUGAGGACAUUAGGGACUGUGUCGAAUCGGUUGCAAUUGGAACUUGAACAGAAACAUGAUGAGGUUUUUAAGCUUAGGAAAAAGCUUAGUGAGAUUCAAAAGGGUAAUGUGAAUUUGUCUAAGAAACUUUGUAAUAGUAAUGUUGUUAAUAGUGGUUCGAGUUUGGGUUUGAAUUUGAAGCCUAGUUGUGAUGUUUUGUUAAGUGUUAGAGUUUUUGAUUCAUUGUUGCAUGAUGGUUUUAGAGCGGCACAUAAGUUUACGAAGAUUUUGAUUGGUUUGAUGAGGAAAGCUGGGUGGGAUUUAGGUUUAGCUGCUAAUGCGGUUCAUCCGGGUGUUGUGUAUUCGAAAAAGGGGCAUAAUCAGUAUGCACUUUUGUCUUAUGUUUGUUUAGGGAUGUUUCAAGGUUUUGAUUCAGUUAUUUUUGGGUUGAGUUCGGAGAAAAAAGAAGAAUUGAUGUCGAAUGGUGACACUGAUAUGUGUGAUUUAGAUUUAAAAGGGAGAAAUAGCUGUUUGAAGCAAUUGUUGGAGCAUGUUUCUAGCAAUCCAAUGGAUUUGCUUGGUAUUCAUCCGGGUUGUGAGUUUUCGAGGUUUUGUGAAAUGAAGUAUGAGGGGCUUAUUCACCCUUCGAUGGAGUCGUCGAUUUUUGUUGAUUUGGAUCAAAAUGAAGCGGUGUUGAAUUCGUGGAGGUCAUUGAGUUUGUUCUACGAGGCGUUUGUUGGGAUGGCUAGUUCCAUAUGGACACUACAUAAGUUGUCUCAUUCCUUUGAUCCUGCAGUUGAGAUCUUUCAAGUGGAAAGAGGUGCGGAGUUCUCCAUGGUAUACAUGGAUGAUGUGACAAAGAGGUUAACAUGGCCAAAUAUGGAAAGAGCAAAGGUGGGGUUCACUGUUUUUCCUGGUUUUAGAAUUGGGAAGGUAGUUAUUCAAUCGCAGGUUUACGUAACUAGUGUAAGUUUGACUGAGUAGUUCACAUAGGGUUCCUCUUGUACAAUAGAAAUUCAAGGGCACUUUCUGUAUUCAGAUGAGGCUGCUAUUUUGGAGGAACUAAAUCCUGUCGUUGGUUCUGAUCUGUGUUGUUAAAUAUCGACUGUAAUGACCCUAUAGUGUAGCGGAAUUUGAACAAAUCACUGUUGUUUUGUGACACGCUAUUUAAUAUUAAGUGUUGUCAGAUAGAGGCUAUAACAGUGUUAUAUGGUAGUGGAAUUGAACCGUUGUUUUCUGCAAUCUGUACGACACUGGUUCUGGUUUUAGUUUUCCCAGAAUUUGUCAAGAAAGAUGCCACUGUACUGAACUACUGACUGAAGAAGACAAUGCUAACAUUGCCCUAUGUACCUGAAGUUGUUUGCUUCUAUGCAUGAUGCUGAAGUGGGAUCAGUAUCGAUGGUGUCAAGUUUGAUUUGCAUUAUAUACCUAUGCCACGUGAAGAUCUGUAGUGUUUCUGCUGGUAUUUUCCACUCUUAUGUGUUAUUUUUCACUCCCAGUUUUGUUUUAAUGAUUUUAUAGGUCACUUGCAUAGAGUUAACUGUACAGAACAUUCCUUCUAUGCUGGGUACUCUGACAAAAAUACUUAGUAAAUUGUGUAUGCCACACUUACAUUACAUAUAACAAAUACUAAUGGUUUCUUCAGCAGCAACUCUUGAUCUCAACAGUAAUUGGUCAUAUAAUGUAACAUGCAAGUGAUAUCUAUAUAAGAUAAUGUCAUUGUACUAUUCGCUUUUGAAA
This is a messenger RNA of Trifolium pratense (red clover), 2811 nucleotides long. Its product is annotated as protein GRAVITROPIC IN THE LIGHT 1. The record is from RefSeq and is a predicted model, not a curated record. NCBI's taxonomy places the organism in Eukaryota, Viridiplantae, Streptophyta, Magnoliopsida, Fabales, Fabaceae. The transcript has a single exon. Gene Ontology annotation, biological process: negative gravitropism; response to red or far red light. The coding region runs from base 376 to 2055 and encodes 559 amino acids.